Molecule: messenger RNA, 3439 nt
Organism: Labrus bergylta (ballan wrasse)
Lineage: Eukaryota; Metazoa; Chordata; Actinopteri; Labriformes; Labridae
Source: RefSeq, a predicted model, not a curated record
CGCAUGCGCAUUCGAGGCAAUUACUGUCAUGGCCCCUUUCAUCGAGGCAUUGUGUUGCAGGAAGAGGAUAAUGAGAACCCCAACAGCAGUACACCAUUACUGAUGGAUAUCAGAUGUUGAAUUCAGGAUGAAUGAGAUGAACCUGAGUCCUGUGGGCAUGGACCAGCUCAGCGUGCCCUCAGUGAGUGCCAGCCACCUUGGUCUGCCAACGUCCCCCACACAUAACCCCAUCCCCACCUCAGGGAUGCCAGUGGCCAUCCCCAGCCUGGGUCCUUCCUUGGGCUCCCUUCCUUCUGCCCUCUCUCUGAUGCUUCCCAUGGGUCCACUGAGUGACAGAGGAGUGAUGUGCGGCCUGCCAGAGAGGAACUACUCCUUGCCGCCCCCUCCAUACCCGCACCUGGAGAGCAGCUACUUCAGACACAUAUUGCCAGGUAUUUUGUCCUAUCUGGCAGACCGUCCACCACCUCAGUACAUUCAUCCCAGCAGCCUAAACAUGGAUGGGACUCUGUCUGUGGCCAGCAACAAUCCCUCAGGUCUGGAUCACUACAGUGGCCCUGGAGGCCCACUGGAGCAGGGCCUGGUACCCAUGGACUCUAGACAGGUCAGCGGCCAGGGAGACCUCCACCAGACUGGUGCUCAUGAGCUGGACUCUACAGGGUUGGCCAUGGAGUCACGUGUCAGCAGCCCCAUGUCUCCUGACCGUAUGGGAGAGGAGUUGGCAAACAUGGAAGGAGUUGGGGUGGUGUCUGUGUCUGACACCCAGCAGCAGCUCGGAGGAGGAAGGCAGCCUCAGCCGCAUGAGGGUCUGACUGGGGUGGACUCAUCUGGUGGGGUGAUGCCCCUGCAUGGACCCCCUGUGCUUGAACUACCGGUGGUGAUGGAGUCGGAUCAUAUGGGGGGCCGAGUGGGCAACGCUGGUGGUGGAGGAGGCGGCGGCGCAGGAGGACUUGGGGAGCAGCUCCAUUCAAAUGGGGAGCUGAACUCAGGGGUGGUGAGUGUUGUGCUCACUGGCUCCAUGACCAGUCAGGGCCAGCUGGAGUCUGUGUCGCUCCACGGACACUCUGGGAUGGGGCUGGAGGCCGUUAAUGUUUCCCCCAUCACUGCGGAGGUGUCGCUGGGUCCAGAAAACAACCUUGUGCUGGUAAACUCCACCCUGCAGCUCGAGGAUUCUGCUGCCAACAAGGAGAACAUGGUCACUGGCUUCACCAUAUGGUGCACACUGUGUGAGCGCUCAUAUACCUCAGACUGCCCAGAGCACGGCCCAGUCACCUUCAUCCUUGACACGCCCAUUCAGAGCCGAGCCCGCCUCUCUCUGCCACGUGCACUGUGCCUGCGCAUCUCAGUGGCUGAUGAACCUUUGGGAGUUUUUGCACGAGACGUUAUUCCUCAAAACUGCUUUGGACCGAUGGUGGGCCAGCACUGUAGCAACGUGGACCUCUCUGAUUGGCCACAAAAGGAAUCGCCACAAGUUUGGAAGAUGUACCACAACAACGUGCUGGAAUUCUACAUUGUCACAACAGAUGAGAAUGAGUGCAACUGGAUGAUGUUUGUGUGCAAAGCCAGGACGCGUGAGGAGCAGAACCUGGUGGCGUACCCUGCCAACGGUAAACUGUUCUUCUGUACAACCAGAGAGAUCCAUCCAGACCAGGAGCUGCUCUUCUACUACAGCAGAGACUACUGCAGGCUGCUAGGUGUUCCUCAGGUACCCGAGGGCCACAUCUGCCAAUGCGGCAAAGAGUGCUCCUCCUUCUCCGAGCUCAAGUCUCAUUUGAGCAGCCAUAACGCCAACCACAGCCAAAACCAACCUCCACACAGCCACAGCCCAUCACAGCAGGACCAUUCUCAACAACAACAACAACAACAACAACAACAACAACAACAACAACAACCACCACAGCAGCAGCAACAAGAGCAGCAACCACAGCAACACACUCACCAGGAAGAGAAGCUGACCAACGGGACGUCCAGCUCCUCCUCGUCCCCAUGGCCCUGUCACGCCCACGCUGCCGGACAAACAAACGGUGAAAACGGCAGCAGCAGGGGCGACGGUAACCGGAACUCUGAUAAUGUUACAUCCAGAGCGAAAGGUCAGGGUCAUGUCCGGGAAAAGAAAUUCAAAUGCAGCAUGUGCUCCCGAGCUUUUACCACUUCCACUAAGCUCAACGUGCACUUCAUGGGGCACGUCGGGAUGAAACCACACAAGUGUGAAUACUGCAGUAAGGCCUUCAGCGAUCCCAGCAACCUCAGGAUGCACCUCAAGAUCCACACAGGUCAGAAGAACUACAGAUGUACGGUUUGCGAGAAGUCCUUUACUCAGAAAGCUCAUGUGGCAUCACAUAUGCUCAUCCACACCAGUGCAGAGAAGCACGAGUGUGACCUCUGUGACCGCGCAUUCAUCAGGAAACACGACCUGAAACAACACAUGUUCUCUCACACACAUGAACGCCGGAUACAGUGCCCAAAGUGCCACAAACAUUUCCUCAAGACCAACCACUUGAAAAAACACAUGAACUCUCACGAGGGCCGCAGAGACUUUGUCUGCGAGAAAUGCCACAAAGCAUUCCUCACCAAAUACCACCUCACCCGUCACCUUAAGAUAUGUAAAGGUCCAAAGGCAGAGAGAGCGUCUCGUAAAGAGCAGGACGAAGAGGAGGAGGAGGAAGAAGAGGAAGAGGAGGAGGAGGAGGAAGAUGAGGAGGAUGGAAGGGGAAGAGGAGGAGAGAGACUUGUUGACUCGAACAGCAAUGAUGAGUGUGGUUUAGAUGUUGGAGGAUAUAACUCUGAAAAGUCCCUGUCACCCCCGCAUUGACAACACCGUGCCUCUUGUGAUGUCGUGUGUAUUUAUUUACUUCAAUAAAAGAUUGACAUUUACCUCCAGGUUCUGCCAAAUCACAGUGACUUUACUCUGACUUCAAAAUGCAUUUUAAAAAAUCCUGUAUAUAACAUGUUUAGUCUCACAUUAUAACUUAUAAUUGCUGCUAAAACAAAUUUUGCAAACCUAUAAAUAUCUGACUGUAUUUCUAUAAAACUUUUUUUUUUCUAUUUAACUCAGGAACUUGUAAUAUUGGUUUCAUAUUACUUAUCUUACAUUUGUUAUUCUUUUAGCUGACUCACUAACAUGGGCUGAAUGACUAAGAUUCAUUUGUAAUUGCAAUAAAAUGUCAGUUAAAAUUUCUGAUGCCAUUUACUAAAAUUUUAGUCCUGAUAUGUGAUCGCUUAUUGCCUCUGCCUAUGUGUUUAUUUAAUUUAUUGAAAGCAGAAUUACAUUCCUUUUCGAGUCAAACUUUCUGUGUGAAUGGAAGCCAGCCACUUGAAAUCAGCAAUGUGGCCACUGAUGUGAUGCUCCUCAUUGUAUGAGUGUUGUUUUACGUUAAUAUGUAUUAGCUUUGUCUGAUCUGUUGCAUAGAACUUUACUAAAUAAACAUUUACAUUUCUUCUA